AUGGUAAAGGAGUCCACAGAAGGCGUCUCCAAAGACGCACCUGGGACACAUUCAAGUGACUCAACUCAAGCAAAAUCUAACUGGAAGAAGGUCACUACUCUCCUGGUCUCAGCCUCUCGUUUUAUGGGAGGUGUGAAGAAAGAUGUCAAAUUUGGCCCAUUGCAGCAAAAGACCACUUAUUCAUCUCCUCAGGCGACUGGGGGUGUGCACUGCUCCUCAGGUCAAAGCGACGUACCCGACACUGCAGGGAUGCAAGCGUACUAUCCACCUACACAUUCGAAACACGACCUGGAGAAUAUCUGGACGCCAUCCUACUACGGAGAUGAAGAGGAUUUCGCGAAGGAGCAGAAGGACGUCAGUGCAAAUUGGGCCCUCUUCUCCACGAAGGACGGACGUCUCCUGCUGAAGAGGGGUCCACAUGGCAAAUCCUACUUCGUAAACGGUCAAUAUGAAGUCGAGAUGAAUGACCAUGUUGUCACAGGAGAGUUGCUCUCUGAAUUUAUUGAGAACGUGCGAAGGGCGGAGUGCGAUGCAGAUGAGGCGAAUCAGCGCAAAUGCGCAUCACUCAUUUACUACAAGGACUUGAAGCGUUUUGCAGGCUCCAAAGAAAUUGAACCAUUGGUGAAGAAGGAAGGUGCUAAAACCAUAGGAAUGGGUGAAUUCGGUGAGGUUACGCUGAGAACCUAUCCGGAAGAGGGGAGUCGUCAUUGUGACGCCAAUGACGAGACACCGUCGAGGCAGGUGGCGGUGAAGCGAAUCAAGCAGACAUCCAGAAACGCACUCGUGGGUGCCAUGGAAGUGGCAGUGAUGUGCGCCAUCCUCGAGGACUCAAACAUCAGCGUGCAGCAUCUACUGCCUCUCAUUGGGUGGUACUUGGAUGACGAGGACCUCUACGUGGUGACUGAGUUCAUGCCUGGUGGCAGCUUGUUGGAUUACCUCCAGUCGCUGAACUUGAAAGGGGAGGAGGAGGUGGGUGAGGAGGAGGUCCAUAAACAGCGUCUCGAAUUGCAUCGGUUUGUGGCUGAAAUUGCCAGUGGCAUGUGUGCUCUCGAGGCCAAACAAAUUCAGCAUCGCGAUCUAGCAGCCCGUAAUAUUCUCCUCACUCAACAUCGCCAAAUCAAGAUUGGUGAUUUCGGACUGAGUCGGCCUGAUGGCUCUAAGUUCACCUGUGGUCGAAUAUCAACAAGGUGGACAGCACCGGAGGUGUUGCAGAACGAGGCCGACUUCACGCUACGCUCGGAUGUAUGGUCCUUCGGUGUGGUGAUGUGGGAGAUCUACAGUCUUGGCAGUCUACCAUACAGUGAGGUGCCGAGUCGGGAGCUGUUGAAUCACCUCCACAGCGGUCGGCGAUUGGACCCACCAUAUGCCACACCGUCCAGAAUAGCCAAACUUAUGAAUAUGUGUUGGCAGAUGUCUGCUCCUUCCCGUCCCUCAUUCGUCGAAAUUGACCUUUUUCUGCAUGGACUCCUAAUGCGUCAAGGUUCUGAUGCCCCUUUUACGGUGCCACCUCCUCUUCCUGCAAAAAUAUUCUCACCGCCUGCCAGUUCUCCACCGCCUUCUUCUUAUAUCGAGCUCUAA
Messenger RNA from Echinococcus granulosus, 1578 nucleotides. RefSeq names its product Tyrosine-protein kinase CSK. Gene Ontology annotation, molecular function: transmembrane receptor protein tyrosine kinase activity; ATP binding. The transcript has 7 exons. Gene Ontology annotation, biological process: cell surface receptor protein tyrosine kinase signaling pathway; positive regulation of kinase activity; multicellular organism development. The record is from RefSeq and is a predicted model, not a curated record. Gene Ontology annotation, cellular component: signaling receptor complex. Lineage: Eukaryota; Metazoa; Platyhelminthes; Cestoda; Cyclophyllidea; Taeniidae. Bases 1 to 1578 code for a protein of 525 amino acids.